This is a messenger RNA of Cephus cinctus (wheat stem sawfly), 5959 nucleotides long. RefSeq names its product putative tyramine receptor 2. The transcript is spliced from 2 exons. Gene Ontology annotation, biological process: adenylate cyclase-activating adrenergic receptor signaling pathway. Gene Ontology annotation, molecular function: octopamine receptor activity. The record is from RefSeq and is a predicted model, not a curated record. Gene Ontology annotation, cellular component: membrane. Lineage: Eukaryota; Metazoa; Arthropoda; Insecta; Hymenoptera; Cephidae. The coding region runs from base 3315 to 4541 and encodes 408 amino acids.
GAAUAAAUGAAGAGCAUUAACGUCAAAGGGGAAAUGCUAAAUGUUUGUAACGAACUCAUCGUGUGUGUCGGUUAAGCGAUUUCAAAAUAGGUUGACCAACCUCGAAGCUGCGAACGGGAAGCAAUUGCAAUAUUAUAUACGAAGGACUUUCUCAGUCGGAUCAGUUCAGAGAUCGGGUAGAAGCUAUUACGUAAGAAGUGUAGGAUGAAAGUAAUUCAGUAAGGAUCACGCAUGCGCGUGGAUGACUAGUCAAGUUUUAUAUUGAAAAUGGCAAAUAAUACUAUAAUACUCAUAUUAACAAUGAUGACGAGGUCAUAUAUUUUAACCCGGAAGUGGUCACCGGGGUUGCCCGAGACAUUCCAACUCAAAGCCCUUUAAACAGGCGCAUAAAAUCCCGCGGCCGUUCCCGGGUUAAAGAUGGAUAAGAGCAGUAUUGUACGUGCGGUGAGUUGGGCUUUUACUCAUAGCUUUAAACAGCAUAAAGAUUUGGUACAACGUGUACACGGAAGUACAGAGAGACUUCCCUGGAGUAGAGAUUCUGCUUGAAAUGCAGUUUUGAUACAUAGUCAUUCUCGACAAACGUACAUAAAGUUCAUCCAAGCGACAAGUUGUGUCCCCUAACCGUAGGCUAGGUUUAACUAGAGCGAGAGAGGAGAGAGAAUAGAUGGAAUUCGUUGACGAAUAACGUUUAUCGUCACGGCAGACAGUAUAGAAAUCCCGUUAAUGUUAGCUAAGUACAUAGAAUAUUGUAGGGGUUCUUACAAAUGCAAAUGCAGAUGUAUGCACCUCAAAUGUGAAACCGUUCUGGAUUAUGGUCUAUUAUUUUACUGAAUCAAUCAAACUGCGCAUUAGCUGAUUUACCACAUAGCACUGCACACUGUGAUUCUCUGCCAACAUAUAAGACAAAAAGUCCUAUCGACCAGUUUAUUUAGAGUGUUUCGCAUUCCCGGCGGAUCCACACAGUAUACCUUGUACAUGGCGACAAAGCGUUUACAGGAUACUCCUUAGAUUCUUUAACUGGGCCAAUACUACAGAUGUGUUCAAGGAUUUCCAAUGAGCCAAUUGGUCUAGCUCGAUCAAUAUUCAAGCGAGCUUCGAAGCUUGCAGCAGCAAUCGCACCGGGGGUGGCACUUCCUUGGGAAUAAUUCGACAGGAUGAUGGAAGUGAAAAAUGAGCGGAAGUGACGGGCGCUAUGGACUUGUAGCCAGGGUUGCAGGAGGUCCAUCUAAUUGUACGUGUCUCUGGGUGGAGAUGCCAGCGCCGAUGGAAUAUCGUAGCUAGAGGUCGGAGGUUAAUUCGCGAAAAAGGCAAAAGCCCUCUGCUAAUUAGCCAAGGCGUCAAAACUCGUUCCAUCGUCUUGUUCGCUGAGAACGCGAGACCUCCCGGCAUCCUCUUCGGUGAAGGACCUAUACGCGCCUGUAACCGGAAUUCGAGUGGAUUUAUAAUCGCGGACAGAGAACAAAAGCGGAUAAGAACGCCAUUAACGUUUGAGUGUAGCAACAAGUUGAAGCUCUCGUUCGGUAUUCAUAAUUGCGUGCGUACUCUCGUAAUGAGUUUUUCAAAUGAGUUCAGCUUUCUAUUUUCAUCCCAGUUACACCGUUCUGCCUUAUCGAGGCUGCUGCAUCAUUGUCCUAUUCGAAGUCGAUGAUCACGUGUCUCUAACGAUAAGAAAAACGUCUUCACGUGUCGACGCCGUUCGACAAUUCUAUGAACUUCCUGUAAUUUAGCCUUUAACUCUUGGAGUAGUAAUACGGCAGUGACGUUAGAGCCCAGCCAUUCGUUUCAGAAUUUUUAUUCCGUUUUAACUUUAUAUAAUUUUUUUCUUUCUGUUAUUCUUUUUUCUCUCCACCCCGCUCGCUUCCGGUUUCUCGCGGAAAAAUCUUUUUCCUAGUACGAAAAUUCGAGAAAAAAGCAACGCUGAGGUAGAAUGUGUCGGGAGUGAGUAAACAGCUAACGAGACAAAAAAAGGUAGUGUGUGUGCGUCUAUGGGAGGGAGAGAGAGGGUGAGGGGGGUGGGAGCCUGAGGAACGUAGCUGCGGGAAAACGAGAGUCCGAUCAAAGCCCCACAUUCAGAUUCGAUCAAUGGAAUCUGAUUUUCAUUCGAGAAGCUUAGCCCAUGCCGGAUUGGUAGGUUUUCGAAUUUCACGAGGCGUCUUUUCUUCGUGGAAGGCUUCUAUAGAUUUUUUGUACGGUCUUCAACGUUUCUCUCUCUCUCUCUCUCUCUCUCUCUCUCUCUCUCUCUCUUUCUCUCAGCCUUAUCCUUGAACGUGGGAGUCGAUGUUUCCUUAUAAUUUUAAUCUUGCGAAUGAAGAGCCACAGGUGAAGCCAAAUUAAAGACAGACAGUGCAAUGCACUGUACAGGCAGCGCUUAUCUCAUUGCGCCGCGUGAGUUCGGAGGUCGACAAGCGAAAAGCGAUCGAAGAUGAAGUUCGUGGGAUAAUAAAUGAUAGUCAAGGGUCGGUGUGGUUAGUCAGAAGAAGUGGAAGUUGGCACGUCGAGAGGUCUAUAAUUUACUCACUGUGAGAUUCGGGAAACGAGUGAGUGAGACAUUGACGAAGCGAUGCCUGAAAAAUAAGUCUUUUUAGUGUCCGUCAUGGGGAGAAAGUGUCUUGAGGAGCUUUAAGGUUUCCUAACACCGAGAUCGAAAUACCCAAAUUGCCUAUAUUGUGUUCUCUCGCACAGACGUUGUCACGUGAAAUCGAUGUCAGGAAAUUAUUAUCUAAUUCAAAGAAUAUUUCAAGAGAUACUCAAAGAUAAUUCAAAGGAUUUUUCCUCCACUCUUUUGUAUUCUCUCUCUCCCUCUCCCUUUCUCUUUCUUUUUCUCUCAUUCUCACUGUCUCGUACCUUCUGACUUGAAACGUGUGAAAAUCAUAUACAUCCUGGUACGUCAGACCUUUUGCCGCUCUUUAUUACUCGAAGCUAAAAUCUAGUCUCAGCUGUUGCGGCGACAUUUUCGCGAGGUCGUACUGCGCGUUACUGGCAGGUUGCAGGAUUAUCCCUCCUUGUGCGUUUGACCUACGACAAAUCGUAAGACGAUGAGCUUGACCGGAAGAUUUAAGGUGGGGCAGGUGGGACAGGUGGGACGGUUGGGUGGAUGGUUUAUCUCCUAGAGAAUCGCGGGGAUGAAAUUACGUAAGGGCCAGGUCGCUGUCACCGUUCGGCAGGUACGUGAAUCUUGAUCUACGCGUCGAGCGACAGAAUAGAGAGCUGCGUUGCUACACGAUCUAAAUUAUGCACAGCCAGCGACAUCUUCUUAAAGGAUUUUCGAUAUUUGUUGAGCUGGUGGCUGAGGACUUUUUUGAAGAUUAAAUGAGAUGGGCGAGAAAUGUGGGAAAGGAGGCCAUCUGGACGGGAUGAACUCGAGCGGAGAAUCCAGUGGGGGGACGAUGGGAAAGGACUACGAAGGUGGAUGCUCGGCUGCUGAGGAAGAAUCCGGUAUUACAUUACCACUGUGGGAGGCGGCUGCAGCAUCCCUGACCCUUGGAUUUCUAGUCCUGGCAACGGUCCUUGGUAACGUCCUCGUGAUCCUAAGUGUCUUCACCUAUCGUCCGCUCCGCAUCGUCCAGAAUUUCUUCAUCGUCUCGCUGGCUGUGGCCGAUCUCACGGUAGCGAUCCUCGUGAUGCCAUUCAACGUAGCCUACCUCCUCCUGGGCAAGUGGAUCUUCGGCAUUCAUCUCUGCAAGCUCUGGCUGACCUGCGACGUCUUGUGUUGCACGGCAAGCAUCCUGAACCUAUGCGCGAUCGCCCUGGACCGUUACUGGGCCAUCACGGACCCGAUUAAUUACGCGCAGAAGCGCACGCUCAAGAGAGUCCUAGGGACGAUCGCCGGGGUCUGGAUUCUCUCUGGAGCAAUAAGCUCGCCGCCCCUGGCAGGAUGGAACGACUGGCCGGAGGAACUCGAGCCAGGUACACCCUGCCAGCUGACCAGAAGACAGGGCUACGUCAUCUACUCUUCUCUAGGGUCCUUCUUCAUUCCAUUGCUUCUCAUGAGUCUCGUCUACCUGGAGAUCUUCCUGGCGACGAGGAGGAGACUGCGAGAGCGCGCCCGACAAAGUAGACUGGGCACGAUGCCUUCGGCGAGGCACCGCGAGACCGACGACCCCGAGGAGUCCGUCAGCUCGGAAACGAAUCACAACGAGAGGUCGACACCAAGAUCCCAGGCCAAACCGUCUCUCGUCGAGGACGGGCCCACGGUGACGACCACCAUCGGCACUGGGGGCCACCGUCGUCAGGCAGAAACGACGACGACCUCCACGGCGGUCUAUCAGUUCAUCGAGGAGCGACAGAGGAUCUCCCUGUCGAAGGAGAGACGAGCCGCUCGGACACUUGGCGUCAUUAUGGGCGUCUUUGUCGUCUGCUGGCUCCCGUUCUUCCUGAUGUACGUCAUCGUGCCCUUUUGUCCAGAGUGCUGCCCAUCCGAGAGAGUAGUCUACUUCAUCACCUGGCUUGGCUACGUGAACAGCGCCCUCAAUCCGCUCAUAUACACGAUCUUCAACCUGGACUACAGGAGGGCCUUCAGGAGACUCUUGCACAUCGGCUGAAGACGGAUGAGGACCAGCCAGAAAGGAGAACGAGGGGAGAGGAGGGCCAGUCGGCUCGCCGACGUCUCUUUACACUUUGUUAGUCGCGCUCGUGUCACCCGUCAAUCUCGAGCUUUCGGAACCGUAAGUAUGUAUUUCCCGUGACUCAGUCUCUACGCGUGAGAGAUCCUGGAGAUCCCUCCUAUCGUCAACCUUAACCAACCCAACGCCCAGGGGAACUUGGCGAAGGACCUCAAUCUAUUGCCCAGGUCCACCCUGGUCCGUGCUGCAGUCUGGUACCUCGGCGCGCCCUAAUUUUCGUUUUACACGUGAACGAUUCGUUCUUUCAUGUAAAUCCAGUAAAAUGGUGCAGCGCCCACUUGCCCUCUCAGUUGUCCGGAAGUUCGAGAUCCCGCGAGUGGCCAAUCACGAUAAGCACAGCAAUUCGCGUUUACCGAUAGGACUUUUCUACAAAUCGACCAAGUCCACUCUUGAGGUGUUUAGAAGCUAGAUCGUACCUUGUACUGGAUAUACUUUAUUAUAUCGCCGUGACUUCUCGUAGUUAUACGCAUAAAGUAACAAAGGGAGGAGAAAAAUAAGAACGAAACCAUCUCCAUUUUGACGUAGGACAAUUUUUCGACAACUAUGUCUCUGACGCGCGUCACUCGUGUCCUGAUAUAUUUGCAAAUAUUUGCAAGAAGCACAAGAUAAGAAUUCACACAGAGUACGUGCUUCCGAUUGGUUAUUUAGAACUAGGCGAAAUUAUUUCGUAUUCAUUGAGACUAUAUUAGAAAUUAUUUGGGAAAGAUCGGUGAAUACUAUUCUAGUGAAACGACGCGAAAUAUGUCGUUAAUUAAAUAUUCAUUAGCAACGACAAACGAGACGCGUAUGUCGUAGAUUGGCGGGAAUACCUGCCCUGUAGAUUGAAAUACAAGUAUUACGGUUGUGAGUAUUAUAACAGAAUUAUAUUAGAGUCCAUUUACUAUUAAGGACGUUAUUACAGAGAGUAAAGUCAGGGAACAGAACAAGGCCAAGGAAAGGAGGAAAACGAAAGGAUCACGUUAUACGUUUAUACGUAUACAAAGCUAUUCAUAGGAAAUUUCCUAAUCGAAUUUGACAGCUGUAAUGCGAUGACGAAGGCAGCACAUGAACUCCGCAUAAAAUCAACGGAGGAUCGAGACUCGUAAUUAUUACGUAACGAUUGUGGCUGCCUUCCCUUGACGCAGUCUGAUACGAAUGAAAACUCGAGUAGACCGACGAAUUCGAUAAGAGUGCAGAGUUGCUUCGUUCUCGGUUGAUCGAAUGUCACUAGUGUCAGAAAAUAAUAAUUGACGCGCGUAAUGACAGCUGUCAAAUCUGACAGUUUAUUCUGAAUAGCUCUGUAUAUUUCUGGAUAUAAAAUGCAUAAUGCGUACGUUGACAUACGUGUUAUAAGAAAA